UGGGGACGCUGCCAGACCUGGGAGAAACCAGUGCUGGAACCACCUUAUGUCGAGUCUCACCACCGUGUUUGCACCUACAACGAGACCAAGAUGGUGACAGUGAAGCUGCCCAAGUGUGCCCCUGAUGUGGAUCCCUUCUACACCUACCCAGUGGCCAUCCGCUGUGACUGUGACAUCUGCUCCACUGCCACGACUGAAUGUGAGACCCUCUGA
This is a messenger RNA of Merops nubicus (carmine bee-eater), 213 nucleotides long. It is a transcript of the gene GPHB5, whose product is annotated as glycoprotein hormone beta 5. The annotation marks the transcript as partial. Gene Ontology annotation, biological process: G protein-coupled receptor signaling pathway; regulation of thyroid hormone receptor signaling pathway. Gene Ontology annotation, molecular function: hormone activity. The transcript is spliced from 2 exons. Lineage: Eukaryota; Metazoa; Chordata; Aves; Coraciiformes; Meropidae. Gene Ontology annotation, cellular component: extracellular region; cytoplasm. The record is from RefSeq and is a predicted model, not a curated record.